AAUGAGAGAGCUGAAUCCUCUCCGAUCAAAGGGUAUGGCAAACAGGUGAUAUAUGUAUUACAACAAAUCAACAUAAAUUAAUAGAGAAAUAUAAAGGAAAUGCAGAGUCUUUGAGGACUGAUUCUCUGGAUUUUAUGUCUUUCCUUUCAACUUUUGUCUAUAAAUAAACACACACACAAACACCCCAACUACUACCUCCACUACCACCCCACAGCUUUAUCUAAGCUGACCUCGUGCAACCCUUUUGCAAUUUUGUAUCAAACAGUUCAGAUUUCAACCUUCAAUGGCGGAUGAGGUGGUUUUGUUGGAUUCCUGGCAAAGCCCAUUUGGGAUGAGGCUAAGGAUUGCUCUGGCUGAGAAGGGCAUCGAGUAUGAGUACAAAGAUGAGGACUUGUGGAACAAGAGCCCACUGUUGCUGCAGAUGAACCCGGUUCACAAGAAGAUCCCGGUUCUCAUUCACAAUGAAAAACCGAUCUGUGAGUCCCUAUUUGCACUUCAGUACAUUGAUGAGGUUUGGAAUGAUAGGGCUCCACUCUUGCCCUCUGACUCUUACCUCAGAGCCCAGGCCAGAUUCUGGGCUGACUUCGUCGACAAGAAGAAGAUAUUUCAGAUUGGGAAGAAGGUGUGGACAACCAAAGGAGAAAAACAGGAUGCAGCAAAAAAAAAAUUUCUCGACUGCAUAGGCGUGUUAGAAGGAGAGCUUGGAGACAAGCCUUUCUUUGGGGGGGAUACCCUCGGAUUCGUGGACGUGACCCUUAUUCCAAUCUAUAGCUGGUUUCUUGUGUGUGAGAAAUUUGGCGACUUCAGUGUUGAGGCUGAGCACCCAAAAUUUAUUGCCUGGGUUAAGAGGUGCAUGGAGAAGGAGAGCGUGUCCAAGUCGCUUCCCGAGCAGGAAAAGGUCUAUGAUUACGCCAUGCUUAUCAGGAAAAAGCUUCGAAUUGAGUAGAUAUUGGUGGAAGCCUGGCAAGAAGCUAUUGAUGAUGAUCAGUGUCAUUCCAACUUGUUAGGUCAUUUGGUUUUCCUGUGAAUCUGUUUUGGGUUGUUGAAUAAGAAUAAAAGGGCACUUGACAAAGCCUUCUAUUGUAUGAGGCACUUCAUUGUGCCUCUGGUCAUAUGUUUGUUUUGCUUUUGUAGUCAACUUAUCACACUGUUGUCAACUUGUUAUGUAAGGGAUCUAAAUCUACUUGAUCAAAUUUCUUGUUUUGUAACCACUUCAUAGUCAAUGAUGGAUUAUUGGUCGUCA
Malus domestica (apple) is the source of this 1243-nucleotide messenger RNA. Its product is annotated as probable glutathione S-transferase. Gene Ontology annotation, cellular component: cytoplasm. Gene Ontology annotation, molecular function: glutathione transferase activity. NCBI's taxonomy places the organism in Eukaryota, Viridiplantae, Streptophyta, Magnoliopsida, Rosales, Rosaceae. The record is from RefSeq and is a predicted model, not a curated record. Gene Ontology annotation, biological process: glutathione metabolic process.